Messenger RNA from Microdochium trichocladiopsis, 698 nucleotides. RefSeq lists its product as uncharacterized. The record is from RefSeq and is a predicted model, not a curated record. Lineage: Eukaryota; Fungi; Ascomycota; Sordariomycetes; Xylariales; Microdochiaceae. The transcript has a single exon. Bases 120 to 581 code for a protein of 153 amino acids.
GCCACCUGCUUGUCAAGCCACUUCAGGAACCACUCGGACGAGCCUGCCCUCCUGGCGAGCGUGACCGCGUCGUUGCCCUCGAGGUCCGUCGCCUCGAGGCACUCCCGCGCGUUGACGUAAUGGGGGCCGAAGAACGCCAGGGCCAGCAACACCUUGGUCUGGCCAGAGUGGUGAGGCGCUGCCAUGAGGACUUGGAAGGGCGUCUCGCCCGCCCGAUUCCGCAGGUUGUGGUGAAAUCCGUGAUCCAGGAGGACGCGGACAACCUCCCGGGACGGCUCGAGCGUCCGGCAGGCCGUGUGGAUGGCCGUGUCGCCCAGGGGCAGCGCCGUGGUGCGGACGUGGCCACCAAGCCAGGGGGGCGGGUGCUCCUCGAGAAUCAUGCGGACUGCCUGGGCGGCGCUGUUGCCACCCUGAACGAGGCAGUGCAGGACGCUGGGCGGGUUACUGUAGGCGAUGCAGAUGCCGUUGCGCCACGUGAGGGGGCUGGCGCCGUGCCGGAGGAGAAGUCGCAGAGCUCGACUGCUCUGCCUCGUGACGUCUCGGAUUUGACGAGCGAGUGGGGGACCCGCUGGAGGAUAUGAGCUGGCACGUUGUGUCUGGCGUUUGGGCGGACCUUGUUGGCAGCAUGCUCCAGAAGGGUGACGACUCCUCCGUCGUUGAAUGUAAUAUUGGGGUCCACGUAAAAGUCUUCGAAGAGG